AUGGCCCACAACACCAACCCCGGCAACUUCUCCAACCGCCCCCACGAGGAGGUCGAGAACAUCGCCCGCAAGGGCGGCCAGUCUUCCCACAGCGGUGGCUUCGCUAGCAUGGAUACUGAGAAGCAGCGCAACAUCGCAUCCCAGGGCGGCCACGCCUCCGGCGGUAGCUUCCAGCCUGGCGAGGAGCGUGCCCGUGAGGCCGGACGCAAGGGCGGCAAGGCCACCGGCCAGACCCACGAGCCUGAGGAGUAA
This is a messenger RNA of Aspergillus mulundensis, 252 nucleotides long. Its product is annotated as general stress protein. NCBI's taxonomy places the organism in Eukaryota, Fungi, Ascomycota, Eurotiomycetes, Eurotiales, Aspergillaceae. Bases 1 to 252 code for a protein of 83 amino acids. The transcript has 2 exons. The record is from RefSeq and is a predicted model, not a curated record.